Molecule: messenger RNA, 1375 nt
Organism: Aspergillus uvarum CBS 121591
Lineage: Eukaryota; Fungi; Ascomycota; Eurotiomycetes; Eurotiales; Aspergillaceae
Product: zinc-binding alcohol dehydrogenase family protein
Exons: 4
Coding region: 97-1167 (356 amino acids)
Molecular function (GO): zinc ion binding; oxidoreductase activity
Source: RefSeq, a predicted model, not a curated record
CCUCACCAAAGAGGUUAUAAGUUCAAUCCACGAUGACUGCUAUGUCCUUUAUCGAAGAUUUCUCAGAUCGAGAAAGACUUGACGACUCCAGUCAGAAUGAAAGCGAUCGGCGUUGAGAAGUACGGUCCUAUUGAUCAUCUCCAGACAAGGGAUAUCCCGAAGCCUUCCGAGCUCCAGCCCCGGGAUUUGUUGGUUCGUGUGAAGGGAGCAUCCGUCAAUCCAGUGGAUACGAAAGUGAGAAACGGAACUUACGAUGACUACCCAGGCAAGCCCAUGUCGGCUAACUACUAUGAUAAUGUCCCCCGACCGUUUCAAAUCACUGGAUACGACGCUGCAGGUGUCGUAGAAGCAGUUGGCUCUGAGUGCUCCUACUUCAAGGUUGGAGAUGAGGUCUUCUAUUCCGGAAGUCCCAUCAGACAAGGUUCCAACGCAGAAUAUCAAUUGGUGGAUGAAAGGAGUGUGGGAUACAAGCCGAAGCGCCUGGACUUCGUCGAAGCCGCCGUCAUGCCUUUGACAUAUAUCACGGCUUACGAAGCGCUAGUUGAGAGGCUGGGAAUCAAGAAAGGCGAGCGAACAGCGAUCUUGAUCAUUAAUGGCGCUGGUGGAGUCGGUGCUGUGGCAAUCCAGAUUGCACGCGUACUGCUCGAAGUACCGGUGGUCAUCACCACAGCCUCGCGACCGGAAACGAUCAGCUUUGCUAAGAAAAUGGGCGCUACGCACGUUGUCAACCACCGCGAGGACGUUUCGAAACAGAUAGCAGAUCUGAACAUUGAUCUACCGUUGAAGUACAUUUUCAUCACACAUUCCACGGACCAGUACAUGGAUACAUGUGCCAAGAUUUGUGCUCCAUUUGGUAAAGUUUGUUCGAUUGUGCAAGGCCAGGCGAAAAUGUAUGGGACCGAGUUCAUGUCCAAAUCACUCACAUUCGUCUGGUGUCUGCUUGGCACGAAGCCGUAUCACAAGGUGGACGUUGAUUCGCACCAUCGCAUCUUGGAGGAACUCUCGGAGUUGAUAGACUCUGGGAAGAUCAGAUGUCAUUUGACCAAGCGCCUGAAGCUCACUCUCGAAGGUGUCAGGAAAGGGCAUGAGCUUCUUGAAUCUGGUGGAAGCAUAGGGAAAGUGGGAUUGGGACUGGAUGAAGCGGGGCCCGGAGAGCCAUUCGCUUGAACCGAUUGGCAUAGAGACAUUGCUACCGUAUGUUGCAGCAGCGUUUGGUAGGUAUAAUAGAAACAGACUGGUUUAAUAAUAUGGAAAGGGUGCUGGAUAGAUUGCUCCCCGCAAAUUCCCCGCCUUAGGCAGGGUCUUUCGCUGGGCGGCAAUGCGGAGAAAUCCAACACUAGUCCUAUAGCCACCUCUUCAGCAUCGAUGCUUGCCG